Messenger RNA from Hemicordylus capensis (graceful crag lizard), 8618 nucleotides. It is a transcript of the gene PATJ, whose product is annotated as PATJ crumbs cell polarity complex component. Lineage: Eukaryota; Metazoa; Chordata; Lepidosauria; Squamata; Cordylidae. The record is from RefSeq and is a predicted model, not a curated record. Gene Ontology annotation, molecular function: protein binding. The transcript is spliced from 48 exons. The coding region runs from base 1087 to 6672 and encodes 1861 amino acids.
GGCAUGUAUUUUCAAUAGGACUGAAGGCAGAGCGCGCCCAGUUUUUCGUCAAUGCUUUAAAAAUCGCGAAAUGAAAAGCCAGGUUCCCGUAGUAAAGAUGGGUUUCUAUUUGCAAGGCAAUUAGAGGAAGCUCGACUGCCCUUACCUAAAAUGGAUCCUUUCGGGGCGGGAAAACUUGCCUUAUACCGCUGCCUGCCUGCUAUCUGUCUCAAUAUAGAAAGAGCCAAGCGGAGUAGACAAACACUGACAGUAUAGUGAAAUAAAGCGCGAGAGGGAGGCAUAAAUAGACGGCAUGGGGUGGCGGGGAGGUAAAGACAGUUUACGAGAUCACAUCGUUAAUUAAUCCAGAACAAUAACCACCAGGUUCCGCAGUCGCAACUUCUCAUACGAAUCGGAAUUAGGAUUGCAACGGUGUUUGUUUUUGCGUCCCUCGCCGACAGCCUUUGACGACUGUGUACAAACAAUUCAGCACAGGGUUUUGAUUUUGUUGUUUUGCUCAUUUUCGUCUACAUGACAGAAAAGCUUCAGCUGCUGAAUUUCUCCUUCUCGGGUAGGUGUUGAAAGCACAGAAGCCUUACAAAAGGAGAGGAAAAGUUCGCUGGCUGGCAACCUUACUUGGAAUAUGCAUACACGGAAACGAUAGGGAAAUGAACCCACCUACUUACUACUUUUAAAUCAAAGAUUUGUGUCCUUCGGUACCGUGCGGCGGCUCCCCCUUGCUGCCGGCUUCCUGUGUUGCAGGUGAGGUGCGGUCAAAAUCUAAACUCUCGCUUCCGCCCAGGUAAGAAGUGAGGAACCGAAAGAGGUGGCUGUAGCAGAUCUCUCCUCCCUCCGCGGGCCAGGCAUAGCUACAGCUUCUGCAUACAUGUCCAUCCUCUUUCUCUUGUGCGGAUUGGGCAGAACUGGACUUCAGAGAGGGAGAGAGAGAGAAGCAGGAGGAGGAGGAGGAGGAGCAGCAGCAGCAGCAGCAACAGCCUUCACUUCAGAGGAUGAUCCUUUGUUGCAUAAAAAACAAAAUGCAUACUACCUUGGAUAUCUUUAAUUUUAAAAAGAUUAUUUUGAUUGAUGCGGCACUGAUAAGCCAAGAUGCCAGAAAACCCGUCAGCAGAUAAGCAGCAGGUGUUGCGGAUUCUGGAGCGUCUACAAGUGAAAUUGCUUGAGAGAGGAGACACAUCACAGAGUGAUAACCUGGCUUUUUUAUACAAUACACUCAAGAAUCCCUUAUUCAAUCAGAUGCUAACUCUUCAGCAUUCAAUCAAGCAGCUGAAGGAACAACUCAUAUACAUGCCUCCAGAUCGUUCAGUGGAUUUUGACUUUACUAGGAGAGGUUUGUUGGUGUUUGAUGCUGACCACCAUCCUCUUGCUAAUGGAAAUCUUUAUGUGACUUAUAACAGUAACAAUAAGAUGCCUCCUCUGAUUUCAAAACUUGGAGUGGAUGAGUUUAAUUCAGUAAUCCAAAGGAUGGCAAAGGGAAGGCAAAUAGAAAACAUAGCUAUAGAGAAGCCAUAUAAUAGAGACCUUGGAUUUAGUGUGGUUGCCAUUAAAAACCAAAGUGUUGGAGAAGUUGGCAUCUUUGUUAAGGAAGUUCAACCAGGAAGCAUAGCAGCCAGGGAUCAAAGAUUAAAGGAAAAUGACCAGAUCCUAGCCAUUAAUCAUACCCCAUUGGAUCAGAACAUUUCUCAUCAGCAGGCAAUUGAACUGCUCCAGCAGUCCACGGGUUCCUUACAUUUGGUUGUUGCCAGGGAAGCAACCCAAAGAAGCAGAAUAUCAUCUGCCUUUAGUGACAUCAGUUCACCUGAAGUGAUCAAUUGGGGCCAUAUUGAAGACGUUGAGCUUAUUAACGAUGGCUCAGGGUUGGGCUUUGGAAUUGUAGGAGGAAAAUCGAGUGGUGUAGUGGUAAGGACUAUUGUUCCUGGAGGACUAGCAGAUAAGGAUGGAAGACUCCGAACUGAUGAUCACAUCUUGGAAAUUGGAGGAACUAAUGUACAAGGAAUGAGUAGUGAACAGGUUGCUCAAGUGCUGAGAAACUGUGGGAACUAUGUUCGGAUGGUUGUUGCAAGAGAUCCAAUGUGUGAAAUAACUGUGACACCACCAACUCCUGUAGCCCAACCUGUUAGUGUGUGGUCUCCUCCUCAAGACAGGUUUGGUACAGAAAAUGAAAUUCAUGAGAUUCAGCUGACAAAAAAGGAUGGACAAAGUCUGGGUAUAACAAUUGUUGGCUAUUCAGGAUUUUCCAGUGCAGUGGAAUCUUCAGGAAUUUUUGUCAAAAAUAUAAUACCUGGCAGUGCUGCAGAACAUAGUGGUCAAAUAAAAGUCCAUGACAAAAUUAUAGCUGUUGAUGGGAUUAACAUUCAGAAUUAUACCAACCACGAAGUAGUGGAAGCACUGCGUAACACAGGACCAAUUGUGCACCUGACAUUGCUUCGAAAGAAACCAUUGAAUUCUGCUUUCUCUUCAGAAAGAGGCUUAGCCAGAGUGCAGCCAAGUGUGCCAAUCUUAUCCCUGGCUGGUGCUGUGGAGACCGAAACUAACUUGGAUAGUGAGAAUGAAGAGGCUCAAGAGCAAAAAGACAACUCUGAAAAUGAAAAGAAGCAAAAACUUGGGAACACUCUAGAGUCCGCAGAAAAUCAAUUAAAAUCCAAGUGGGGAAAACUGCUGGGACCUGACUUUGAAAUUAUGGUUGUUACUGCGGACAUGCCAAUUGCAGAUGAUGCUGAGCUGCAGAAAUAUUCAAAGCUGCUUCCUAUUCACACAUUGAGGUUAGGGGUUGAACUGGAUACGUUUGAAGGACAUCAUUAUAUAUCUUCAAUUGCUACAGAUGGCCCGAUUGCUAAACUUGGUUUACUGCAGUUGGAGGAUGAACUUUUAGAGGUAAAUGGUGUACAGCUCUAUGGGAAAUCUCGUCGUGAAGCAGUUUCUUUUCUUAAGGAAGUGCCACCUCCAUUUAUUCUGGUUUGUUGUCGGCACUUAUUUGAUGAUGGCACAGAGUCCUUUGUGGAUGAACCCACAGCCAUCAUUGCUUGCUCAGCAGAAUCAAAGGUGAAAGUUGAAAAUUUUGGCCCAGAAGAGGAAGAAGAAGACAUAGAGGUAGCAUUGUGGUCUUCUGAAGUCAAAGUUAUUGCACUUGUGAAAGACACUAAUAUGGGUUUAGGAUUCAGCAUUUUGGACUAUCAGGAUCCCUUAGAUCCAACGCAGACAGCAUUUGUGGUCAGCUCACUAGUUCCAAAUGGAGUAGCUGAGCGUGGGGGUGAACUCUUUCCCGGUGACCGUCUGAUAUUUGUAAAUAAAACCUGUUUGCACAACACUACUCUAGAAGAAGCUGUAGAAGUGUUGAAAUCUGCACCACCAGGGAAUGUUCUUCUUGGAAUCUGCAAACCUUUAGGGGGAGGAAUUAUGCAGCAAGGGACUUCUAUUGUGGAUCCCGACAGUAUUACCAGAAAUUCUUCCUCUCGAGUAUCGAUCAAUAAUUCUGAGUCAUCAAUGCUCGAGACUCCAAAGGACUUCAGAGAUGAAUCUUUCUCUAAAGAAGAACUUGUUGAUGACCCAGUACUGGAUUUGGGGAGACAAUUUCAGCUUUCUCAGAAUGAAACAGGCAUUGAUAAGGAGUCAUGGGAAAUGCAUGAGUUUUUGAAGCCUACUAUACACGAUCUUGGUGAAGAGCGAGAGAUGCUUGUAGAUGAAGAAUGUGAUGUGGAUCAGAACUGCUAUAGUUAUAUGACUUCAGAGAUGAAGGAACUUACUCCAAAUACCGAGCUGGACUUUGAAGCUGCAGGGCAGUGGGCAGAGGAACUGGAACCUGCUAAAAUGUCAGAACUGAGUCCUGCAAUAGUAAUUGGUGCUAAAGAGAUUGAAGAGAACAGUAAUAACAGUUCAUUUGUCCCUGGUGCCUCAGCAGCGUACAGCCAUCCAAAUAUAUUGGAUCAUCAUGAAAUAAAUGUAGAAAUGCAAAAUGACCAUAAAGAUCCUUUCUGCACUGAUGAUGACCUUGAAGCUCUUGAAAGAAACAAACAGAAGGCUGAAGACUGUGACCUUUCCAGCAGCCAGGAUUCUGCUCUAUCUAGAGCAGGGCUGUUCAGUGAGUUGCCUGAGAGAGAAGAAGGGGAAGGGGAAGAAACUCCAAUUUUCAGUCACUGGGGGCCACCACAAAGUGUUGAAAUUUUUAGAGACCCUCACAUACCUCUCGGCAUCAGUAUUGUUGGUGGCCAAACAGUUAUAAAGCGCCUGAAGAAUGGAGAAGAACUCAAAGGUAUCUUUGUCAAGCAAGUCUUGGAAGACAGCCCAGCAGGAAGAACAAAAGCUCUCAAAACUGGUGAUAAAAUACUUGAGGUGUCUGGAACAGACCUACAAAAUGCUACUCAUGAAGAAGCAGUGGAAGCCAUUAAAAAUGCAGGCAACCCCAUUGUUUUUGUUGUUCAGAGUUUGUCUGUUCUUCCAAGGAUGGUUUCCAUCGUGAACGCCAAGAAAAAUAAGGGGCAUAAGGAACAGGACCCACCAGCACAAGCUGAAAAGAAGAAAAGUGGAACUCCACCACCAAUGAAAUUGCAACCUCCUUACAAAGGACCAAGAAAGUCCAGCUCUGAAGAGACAGAGGAAGAGGAGGAAGACACUUAUUCAGAGGAGAAAAUCAGGCAACGAUAUGCAGAUCUGCCAGGGGAAUUGCACGUUAUUGAACUUGAGAAGGAUAAGAAUGGACUUGGGCUCAGCCUUGCUGGAAACAAGGACAGGUCUCGUAUGAGCAUUUUUGUUGUUGGCAUCAGUCCAGAUAGUCCUGCAGGAAAAGAUGGAAGAAUGCACACUGGAGACGAACUUUUAGAGAUAAAUAACCAGAUCUUGUAUGGGAGAAGUCACCAGAAUGCUUCUGCAAUAAUUAAGACUGCUCCAUCAAAGGUCAAACUAGUAUUUAUACGCAAUGAUGAUGCUUUUAACCAGAUGGCUGUUGCUCCUUUCCCAUUACCUUCUAACUCCCAGCCUUCCAUUGAGGAUCGCUGUACCACCGAAUCUGGAAGUGGUGGAAAAGAUACCAGUUUGGAAAAUCUUACGAAAAGCUCAACGGAUGAUGUGUACACUAAACUAGAUGUCGGUAAUAAGGUUGACAAACAAGCGAUGGAGAAUCAGCAAGUUGCAGCUGAACAACCUCCAGAAAAUUUUCGUAAUCAAUUAAAGCAAUCAAAGUCUUCAACAGUAAUCCCCAUCAAUUUACAUGAGAUAUCGUUGGCACCCGAGACAUCUUAUUCUCUAGAGAGAGAGUUCACAAACCAAGGCUACUUUCCACCUCCUUUGGUGUUACCAGAUCCAGCAACAUGCCUAAUAGUUCCUGGGCAAGAAAUGGUUAUAGAAAUAUCCAAGGGGCGAUCAGGCCUUGGUCUCAGCAUUGUAGGAGGAAAAGAUACACCACUUGAUGCUAUUGUUAUCCAUGAAGUUUAUGAAGAAGGUGCAGCGGCUAGAGAUGGCAGACUUUGGGCUGGUGAUCAGAUUCUUGAGGUUAACGGCAUAGACUUGAGGAAUGCUAGUCAUGAAGAAGCUAUUACAGCCUUGAGACAGACUCCUCAAAAUGUGCAACUGGUUGUAUUUAGAGAUGAAGCUCACUAUAAAGAUGAAGAGAAUUUGGAGAUCUUCCACGUAGAUCUGCAAAGAAAAAUGGGUAGAGGAUUAGGGCUAAGCAUUGUUGGGAAACGAAAUGGAAGUGGCGUAUUUAUCUCUGAUAUUGUCAAAGGAGGAGCUGCAGACCUUGAUGGGAGGUUAAUUCAAGGGGAUCAGAUUUUGUCCAUCAAUGGUGAAGAUGUAAGGCAUGCUUCACAAGAGGUGGUUGCCACCAUUCUCAAGUGCGCUCAGGGGCUUGUGCAGCUUGAGAUUGGACGACUGAGAGCUGGGUCUUGGCUGUCAUCACGGAAAACCUGUCAAAACAGCCAGCUAAGCCAGCACAGCACGCACAGUCACUUUCACCCAACCUUUGCUCCAGUUAUCUCCACAUUACAGAAUUUUGUCAGCACUAAAAGAUCGUCUGCUGAUUCCUCUCAGAGAAACUCAGUUGGAGCAGAUAUGGCACCAAGGACUGUGGAGAUAAUAAGGGGUCCAAAUGAUGCUCUUGGUAUCAGUAUAGCUGGUGGCAAGGGAAGCCCAUUAGGAGAUGUUCCAAUCUUUAUUGCCAUGAUUCAAGCCAGUGGAGUAGCAGCACGUACACACAAACUCAAGGUUGGUGAUCGGAUUGUGAGUAUUAAUGGGCAGCCUCUGGAUGGGCUGUCUCAUGCUGAUGCAGUUAAUCUACUGAAGAAUGCUUAUGGGAGCAUUAUCCUGCAGGUUGUAGCUGACACCAACAUCAGUGCCAUUGCCAGCCAGCUAGAGAGCAUGACUGCCAGCACUAAUCCCAACCCACCUACCGAGCACCAUCCUGAAGAUCCAGAAGCACCUCAGCCUAAGAUUAUUGUGUUGGAAAAAGGUUCAGAUGGAUUGGGAUUUAGUAUUGUAGGAGGCUAUGGAAGUCCCCACGGAGACCUUCCCAUUUAUGUCAAGACCAUUUUUGCAAAGGGAGCAGCUGCAGAUGAUGGCAGACUGAAGCGUGGCGAUCAGAUUUUAGCUGUUAAUGGAGACUCUCUGGAAGGCGUGACUCAUGAGCAAGCUGUAGCCAUUCUAAAGCGCCAAAAAGGGACCGUUACACUGACAGUGUUGUCAUGAGCUUUGCUGCAUAUGCAAUCUGGGCUAGAUGCAAUUAUUCUCAGCAUUGCUAGAGCUGCUAUAAACCAGUAUACAGCCUUGUGUGAGAUGAAAACCCAACUCCAGCUAUGAUUAGCGCGCACAUUAAUUCUGUUGUCUGUGCAAUUUACAUCCCUGGUAGAGACUCAUUUUGUGUGGUCAUUGAAACUAAUUGUGAAAUCAGUCCUUUCCCCCAACUGUUUCCGUGAAUAUGCUUCCUAGUUCAGCUCUUCCUGGUCAUUCCUCUAACCAUGACUACCAUCUACCAGUCAGAAGUAUAAUCACUGAAACUAGAAUUGGCACAUACACAAGAAAGAAUGUAGCUCAUCGGUGGAUCACAUCUGAUGAAGAGAAAUAAAUGCUGAGUGACUUUUCAUCUCAUUCAUGGUUUGCUUAUGCUAAUUCUCUCCAACUGUGCCAGAAAACAUUAAAAUGUAAUUCAAUUACUGCUGUUCCAAAUGAUAAAAUAUCAAAUUCUCCUAUGGGAAAUUAAUUGUAUACAAAGUUCUAAUGAUGAAAUGCCAACCUCCCUGACUAAUCUUUCUGGGUAGAUAUAUGUAAGUUAGUGAUGAUUGUGAUGAAUCAAUUUCCAGCCUCUCCUUUGUACGAAGUGGUCAUGUUUAAAAUUGUCAGACACCCAAAAAUUCUUCUUGUCGAUUCUGAAAGGAGCUGGAGAAGUCAUCAGGGUGGUCUGUAGAGUGUAAAACGCAGCUCAGUGGGGGCUGCAGAAAGCACCUUAAUUUGGAAGAGGGCUACGCAUUAUUUAUUUAAUACAGUAAAGGAAACCUGGUUGAUCAAAUAAUUCAUUAUCAAGUGUGUGGAACAAUGUCUCUUUAAUAAACAAAGUGGCAGUUUUCUGUCUCUAAAACCUGCAAUUGCUGUAGAAUGUGCGUUUUUACUGUAUGGUUCAGCUAGACUGCAAUAACAUUCAUCUUGACUGUUUAGAAUAAAGUAUCUAUGCUAAAUUGGUCAAAGUUGAUGAAGCAGUAAUCCAAGAAGUGAUUUGUCUUGUUAAGAAUGUUGUCUCUAUUUGUUUUAUGUACUAUGUUUGGAUCUAGCUAAUCACAAAGUGCAUUAAGCUAUUGGAAUACAUUAUGGGGUAUUCCAUGAAUAGUGCCUGAAAGGGAUUUGGAGUUUCCUAUCCAGUCAUCAGCGUGCAGAAAAAUACUACUGAUAUUUCCAAGAAACAUGAAGACAAUGUGCCAUUAAGGAAAACUGGAGAACAGUUUUAAGACUACACUCAUUCUGCUGGUGAAAAUUUGCUGAAGUUACAGUGCACACCCAUAUAAAACCUGAAGAUGCAGCUUGCUUUUAAAUUGUUUAAGGAUUAUGACCAAAGCCUAGUAAACAUUCUAUUUGGUUUUGACCAAAAAAGCAUGAUUUAGACUGUUCUAACCAUUAUUUUAAAUUUAUGCAAACAGUUUGUCCUUUUAUGUACAUCUUUUCUGAUAUAAAGAAUGUAGAACUUGUGUGCUGAGAGAUUUUGCACUUCUCAUGGCUCAAACACGAGAUUACAUAAUUGUUGUCAUUUGCACUCUGUGUGUCUCAUUUGGUACUGUCAAAAACUGCAUUGCAACCUACAGAUAAGCUCGUGACGCUGUAGAGAAAGUGAGUGCUAUAUGUAAAGGAUCAAAGGUACAAUCAGGGGAAGUUCUCCUGGGCAAGCCACACUGAAAGGAAAGGCGCUGUCUAAGAGCAUGGUAGAGCUUGUGCAUGGCAACUUCCCCGUGGGUUGUGUCCUGAUUCAUUAAUUAAGCCUGCAUUAUGCUGUUCUGGGUUUCAUGGGCUUCUGGUUUGUUUAAUAAUGCUGCUGAUUUUUGUGAGGGGGGGAAUUAGCAGUGAAACCUACUGUAUGUUUAUGUAUAUCAGUACAAUAAGAUGUUUUAUGACUUCCAAAGAUUCUAAAUAAAAUUGUUGCAUAAGUAUAA